AGAUGCCACUCCUGGGCGGAAGAGGAUCUAGGCCUGGCAAGCGGAGCUACGAGCUCAGCUGAUGCAACCUGAAGGGACUAGCGUGACAGUUCCCGGCACGCGGCGGCGGCGGCGAACGAGGAAAGGGCGCGGGUGCCAGCUAAGCGCGGGAAGCGGAGAGAGCGGAGCCAUGGGGGAUGCUCCAAGCCCAGAAGAGAAGCUGCACCUUAUCACCCGGAACUUGCAGGAGGUUCUAGGAGAAGAGAAGCUGAAGGAGAUCCUGAAGGAGCGGGAACUGAAGGUUUACUGGGGCACAGCCACUACCGGGAAACCGCAUGUGGCUUACUUCGUACCCAUGUCUAAGAUUGCUGACUUCUUGAAAGCAGGGUGUGAGGUGACCAUUCUGUUUGCGGACCUCCAUGCGUACCUGGACAACAUGAAAGCUCCCUGGGAACUUCUGGAACUUCGCACCAGUUAUUAUGAGAACGUGAUCAAGGCAAUGCUGGAGAGCAUUGGUGUACCGCUGGAGAAACUCAAGUUUAUCAAAGGCACCGACUACCAGCUCAGCAAAGAGUACACGCUGGAUGUGUACCGACUGUCCUCUGUGGUCACACAACAUGAUGCCAAGAAAGCCGGGGCUGAGGUGGUGAAGCAGGUGGAGCACCCUUUACUGAGCGGUCUGCUGUACCCUGGACUGCAGGCUUUAGAUGAAGAGUACUUAAAAGUAGAUGCCCAGUUUGGCGGGGUUGAUCAGAGGAAGAUUUUUACCUUUGCAGAGAAGUACCUCCCUGCCCUUGGCUACUCAAAACGGGUCCAUCUGAUGAAUCCCAUGGUCCCAGGGUUAACUGGGAGCAAAAUGAGCUCCUCAGAAGAGGAGUCCAAAAUUGACCUCCUUGACCGGAAGGAAGAUGUGAAGAAAAAGCUGAAGAAGGCCUUCUGUGAGCCAGGCAACGUGGAAAACAACGGGGUUCUGUCCUUUAUCAAGCAUGUGCUCUUUCCUCUCAAGUCCGAGUUUGUGAUCCUGAGAGAUGAGAAGUGGGGUGGAAACAAAACCUACACCGUGUACCCGGAGCUGGAAAAGGACUUUGCUGCUGAGGUUGUACACCCUGGAGACCUAAAGAAUUCUGUUGAAGUUGCCCUGAACAAGUUGCUGGACCCCAUUCGGGAAAAGUUUAAUACCCCAGCCCUGAAGAAGCUGGCCAGUGCUGCCUACCCAGAUCUUUCAAAGCAGAAGCCCACUGCCAAAGGCCCUGCCAAGAAUUCAGAACCAGAGGAAGUCAUCCCGUCCCGGCUGGAUAUCCGUGUGGGCAGAGUCCUCAGCGUGGAGAAGCACCCAGAUGCAGAUAGUCUGUAUGUGGAGAAGAUUGAUGUGGGAGAAGCUGAACCCAGGACUGUGGUGAGCGGCCUCGUACAGUUUGUGCCCAAGGAAGAACUACAGGACAGGCUGGUGGUGGUGCUGUGCAAUCUGAAACCCCAGAAGAUGAGAGGAGUGGACUCCCAGGGCAUGCUACUGUGUGCUUCUGUAGAAGGGGUGAGCCGCCAGGUUGAACCUCUGGACCCUCCUGCAGGCUCUGCUCCUGGUGAGCGAGUGUUUGUAAAGGGCUACGAGAAGGGCCACCCAGAUGAGGAGCUCAAGCCCAAGAAGAAAGUCUUUGAGAAGCUACAGGCUGACUUUAAAAUUUCUGAGGAGUGCAUUGCUCAGUGGAAGCAAACCAACUUCAUGACCAAACUGGGGUUCAUCUCAUGCAAGUCACUAAAAGGGGGUAACAUUAGCUAGCUGGCCCAGCAGCCUCCUCCUGCCAUCCUACCUGCUCACCUUGUUACAUCCAUCACUCAUUCCCAUCCCAGGGCACUGAUGCACCAGGUCUGGACUGCUGAUUAGAUGUGAAACUUGGUGAGGCACAGCUCACCACCUACUGUCUGGGAUCACCCCGCCUGGCCAAAAGGAACCUGACUGCCUGGGGUAAGGACAGCUGCCCAGCAGCAGACUGGCUGUACCUUCUUCCCUUGGCAGCUGACUGAAGAAAUCUGGUUUCAAUAGAACCCAUAGAAAGAGUUUACUCCACCGUCCUUAUAAUUGGAAAAACACCAGUUCCCAAGUUUCCAUGGGGUUAUCUCCGCAGCUGUACCUCUAGCCCAGAGCUAGUGCCUGGUCUAGGCUAAUUACAGCUUCUCCCCAACAGGAAAUUGUGGGAUUUGAAAAGAAGGAAAAAGAGAACCUAGAGGUCUCUGGAGCUUCCCCAGGCUGGCAGCAUUCUCAAGGCCUGCCUACCCUGAGGCUUGGCACCAGUGGCAGGAACUGCCCCAGCUCUUGGGCUUUCCCUUGAUCUGGCUAGGUUGGCACACUCCCUAAAUAAACCAGCUGUGUGUUAGCAGCAGGAUGGAAAUGGACUGACACAGUGUGCCACUUUCUUCAGAAUGUGAGAUACCCCAUAAGGCACCUCGAGCAGAUCACUAGCCACCACUGUCAAAUUCAAAUAAAGUGUCUGAACAAGG
Molecule: messenger RNA, 2475 nt
Organism: Psammomys obesus (fat sand rat)
Lineage: Eukaryota; Metazoa; Chordata; Mammalia; Rodentia; Muridae
Gene: Yars1
Product: tyrosyl-tRNA synthetase 1
Exons: 13
Coding region: 62-1756 (564 amino acids)
Biological process (GO): tyrosyl-tRNA aminoacylation
Molecular function (GO): tRNA binding; tyrosine-tRNA ligase activity; ATP binding
Source: RefSeq, a predicted model, not a curated record